AUGGACAAGAAUUUUCGUGUCAACACUAACGACGAACGUAACAUCUGGUUGUCCACGGCGGUGAAUGAGAAUCUGACAAUGGCGUCGUCGUCAUCUCAGCCACAACCAAUAUCGUCUCCGUUUCAUCAACCAGAGAAUCAGGUCAACAGAGUUAAUCCUGGAAGUCAUUAUUAUGAUUUGGAAACCCUAGAAUCUUCUUUUGGUGGGCUUUCUUUCAACGAUUCAAGUGUUGGUCAGAAUGGUGAUUCGAUUCACCUCCCUCGUCGAACCAAUCAGGUAUUCACUGGCAGUAGUUCUGGUGGUGCUGGUGAUGACAAUGGCUACUUGUUACCUCCGAUGGGUUCUCAUCACCACCGUGAAUUAGAGGAGUUGCAAAGGCAUAAUUAUCUGAAUCAACUGAGAAUGUCGUAUCAGAACGAUUAUGCUCAUCAAUCUUAUUGGUAUAAUACUGAUGGUGAUGGUAAUGGGAUGCUUAAUAAUGGUUUCUUGAAUGAUGUUCCUUCUUCUUCAAGAGACCGUGUCUCAGAUUACUACACUAAUCGUUUUGGGUAUGAAGGUUACAACUAUUGGAGGGGUAAUGAAGGUUUUGACUAUAAUCAAUGUCAGGCCUCUUUCUCUGCCUUUGCUAAAGACAAAGAAAUGAGUGAGAGGUUGGGGAUGAGCAUCUUUCAGGGUACUAAAGAGACAGUUGAUGCGAUUUACAACGGUCUCAUUGGCGAUAUUUGUGAGUUGAUGGUGGAUCCUUAUGGUAGUGAUGUUGUUCAGUUGCUUAUGAGAAGAUGCAGCUCUGAACAAAUCGUUCAGCUCGUUGAUAUUGUCACUCAGCAAAUGUUCCAGUUUGUUAACAUAUGCAUUGAUUCUCUCGGAACCAAUGCUAUACAAGUUCUUUUGACAUGUAUUAAUGAGCGUGCUAAAGAUCAAAUCCCGCGCAUCGUGGAUGUUGUAAGAACGGUAGCACUUCAAUUGUCAAAGAGCAACCAUGCCAUCUUUGUGAUUCUCGCAUGCUUCCGUCUAUUUCCUUUGCACUGUAGGUUACUUCUUGAACUUAUCGUUCAAAAUUGCCACCAGAUAGCCAUUGAUCAACACGGGUGCUGCCUGCUUCAGCUAUGUUUUAACAAGGACCGGGUUCCAAAUCUAGAGAUAAGGCAACGUUUGAUUAUGGAAGCAAUCGCUAAUGCAUUGAGACUCUGCUUAAACUGCUACGGAAACUAUGUGGUUCAGUAUAUCGUGGAGCUCAAUAAUCGUUAUUUAAUAGACGCGCUCGUGAGACAGCUAAUAGGGAACUAUGCACACCUUGCCCGCAACAAAUAUGGAAGUCAUGCUGUGCAGAAGUUGUUGAAACUAAGGUGGAUCGACUCUAGGGUUAUUGUAAUUGACUUGCUUAGAGAGAUUGAUACACUUCUUCUUGACCCGUUUGGAAACUAUGUCAUUCAAACCGCAUGGUUUGUGUCUAAGGACGAUGUGCGCCGGAUGUUGAGGUAUCAUAUAGAGCGUAACAUUCCAAUGAUGAGGUGCAACAAAUUUGGGAACAAAGUUCUGGAGAAACUCAAUAUCUAG
This is a messenger RNA of Arabidopsis thaliana (thale cress), 1557 nucleotides long. It is a transcript of the gene PUM14, whose product is annotated as pumilio 14. Gene Ontology annotation, cellular component: cytoplasm; nucleus. The transcript is spliced from 5 exons. Gene Ontology annotation, molecular function: RNA binding. The record is from RefSeq and is marked reviewed. NCBI's taxonomy places the organism in Eukaryota, Viridiplantae, Streptophyta, Magnoliopsida, Brassicales, Brassicaceae. The coding region runs from base 1 to 1557 and encodes 518 amino acids.